This is a messenger RNA of Aspergillus calidoustus, 708 nucleotides long. The record is from the annotation of a GenBank genome assembly. NCBI's taxonomy places the organism in Eukaryota, Fungi, Ascomycota, Eurotiomycetes, Eurotiales, Aspergillaceae.
AUGGCCCCGCUCACCCUGUACAGCUGGCCAACACCAAACGGCAUCAAGGCGUCCAUCACCCUUGAAGAGCUUGGUAUACCGUACAGGGUCGAACCUAUCAACAUCUCUACCAAUAUCCAGAAGGAAGAGUGGUACUUAAAGAUAAACCCCAACGGCCGCAUCCCCGCCCUGCUCGACGGCGACCAGCGCGUGUUUGAAAGCGGAGCUAUCAUGCUCUAUCUAGCCGACAGGUAUGACCAGGAGAGAAAGAUUAGCUAUGCGCCUGGCACCCCGGAAUACGUGGAGCAGCUAUCGUGGUUAAUGUUCCAAAUGGGAGGGCUUGGGCCGAUGAUGGGCCAAGCAGAGCACUUCCGGCUCUUUGCCACCACGCGCUCCGACUACGGAAUCAAGCGGUACAUCGACGAGACGAGGCGCCUAUAUAGUGUUCUAGACUCGCGACUCAGGGAAAGCGCGUACCUCGCUGGUUCCAAAUAUACCAUUGCGGACAUUGCAAACUUCUCGUGGGUUCAGAUCGGGCCGGCUGCACUGGAACUCGAUCUGGUCGAGUGGCCGGCGUUGCACAGGUGGGUGGCAAGGAUCAGGGAGCGUGAGGCGGUACAGAGGGGAACUGUGAUUCCAAAGACAGAUACAACGCCGGAGGAGAUGGUUGCGCGGUUUAGGGCAUUUCGGGAGAGGAUCGAUGCAAUGGGGAACACGGAUGUUCAUUAA